GCCCAAACGUCAUUCAGAUCCAGAAUCUCGUUGUAAAUUGACGCGGCAUAGAGUGUAAUCCAUUCGGACUCCAGAUCACUUAACUGGCACUUCAGCUUGAACGCUUUUCGUGGAUCACUUCUGCAAAAUGUCAGAUGGUACAAAAAAUUUUAACCAUGGCAACAUGGUGGGUCUAGCCUGUGAUGAGGGCUUGGUGCUGGCCACCAGUUCGAGGGAUCAUCUACUCUACCAACUGGAUGACCGCAUCUUCUUGUGUGCCCCUCGUUCCGCCAACAAUCGCGAGAAAAUCCUACAAGUGUCCGCCCAGGUGGAAUACCUAACCCGAGAUCUAGGACGAACAAUUACGGUGGGCCAAGUGCAGGAUAUGCUGAGCUAUAAGUACAAGGACGAGGAUUCCGUGUAUACUCUAACAGCUGGUCAGGACAGCAGUGGCCUGCACAUCUACAGUUUGAAAUCGAAUAAGGGAUCGCGUAGAGUGAUGUAUGCAGCCAGGGGCACCGAGGAAGAUGACAUUCUGUCCCAUUUGCUGGAAAAAUGGAGGCAGGACUUGAAACUUAGUGAAGCUGAGCAGCUAGUUAGGGACUUACUCAAGUUAAACGGGAAUGACUACGUGGACCUGUGCGUCCUCUACAAAGCUGAGGAAAAAGAGUUGCUCGAUGUGCCUCAGAUGCAAGUAAUCGAGGGCUUCGAUGAAAACGGGUCUGACUGAUCGCAGAAGAGCCAUCUCUAUACAAUAAUUAAUCGCACCAUUCCCAUUACACGUUGAAAUAAAUGAAUUGUUGAAGCUCGACUGCCUCCCCUGUAA
Drosophila subpulchrella is the source of this 805-nucleotide messenger RNA. RefSeq lists its product as uncharacterized. The transcript has 4 exons. Lineage: Eukaryota; Metazoa; Arthropoda; Insecta; Diptera; Drosophilidae. Gene Ontology annotation, cellular component: proteasome core complex. The record is from RefSeq and is a predicted model, not a curated record. Bases 128 to 709 code for a protein of 193 amino acids.